AUGAGAGGUUUUGAUAAUCAACUUAGUGACCGACGACUUGCGCUUGGGUCACUUCGUGCAACGCGACCAUUGACUGCACAACAUCUUGCUGAGCCAUUAUAUAGCGCCCCCCAGCUUGGUACCGGUAGCGUUGGGACUUGUCCAUCUCAGAGCGGUACUUUACAGUCACCUAACUCACAGCUGACGUUACCCACCACGGGUUCUUCAGCUUCUGCCAACGUUUCUUCUUACAGUCAAGUUGCUGGUGAAAUACGUGAAAAAAAUCCGACUUUGGAAAAUAUAUCAAGUGAGAAUUCGGUUAACCAUUCGAGUAAAAUCCAUCAUUCAUCUGCUAAACCAUCUCUACUUCGUGCACUGUUGAAGAAAAAAUCCAAGGGUAAAAAGGAUUGGUUACGUUAUUUAUUUGGCGAAAAAAGUCUGAAAAUGAAUCAGGUGCAGGAGAAAACGUUUGAACAGGGAAAUCAGCCGCCUACUGAAGGAUCCAGUACUUACGCUAGUGACCAGCGUGAUUUGGACGCGAAUUUUUCUUCUUUUGAUCUGAUGAUGAAGAGGUGCGCAUCUCCAACUUUACCAGAAGGCGCGACCCAACCAAAAAGCGAACCUCCGGCGUGUAAUGGGGAACCUAAUUUAAACGGCCAUAAUGAAUUUGUUAGGCGUCGGAUUGGUUUCUGUGACUCUGGUCUUUUAAGUUGUGUAAAAUACAAAGAGCGUAAAGGUUUUUUUGCCGAAUGUAUAGAGGGAAAAGCAAGGCGCGGGCGUGCACUAGCUUUAUGUUCUCUGUCCAUCCUUAUGUGA
Messenger RNA from Enterobius vermicularis (human pinworm), 795 nucleotides. The record is from the annotation of a GenBank genome assembly. Lineage: Eukaryota; Metazoa; Nematoda; Chromadorea; Rhabditida; Oxyuridae.